Messenger RNA from Annulohypoxylon maeteangense, 1817 nucleotides. Its product is annotated as alpha-L RNA-binding motif-containing protein. The record is from RefSeq and is a predicted model, not a curated record. Gene Ontology annotation, molecular function: rRNA binding; structural constituent of ribosome. The transcript has 3 exons. Bases 123 to 1451 code for a protein of 442 amino acids. Gene Ontology annotation, cellular component: mitochondrial small ribosomal subunit. NCBI's taxonomy places the organism in Eukaryota, Fungi, Ascomycota, Sordariomycetes, Xylariales, Hypoxylaceae. Gene Ontology annotation, biological process: positive regulation of translational fidelity.
CCUAUCUAGAAUUUUUGUAGAAGUUCAAGAUCGAAAUCUUGAGGUUACAGAACUUCGACGGCGGACCACGACCAAGCCCCGACUCUUCUGCUUCGCACACAAAUCUCAGAACUGCAGCCGAGAUGAAGCCUAGAAGAUUCCACGGCCUAAGGCGGCCGAAACUCCGCCAGAGCUGGAACAAGUACAACCUCUUCAACAUCUACAGUUUCAAGGAUCCCAAAAUCGGUCAAAGCGACUCCCAAACAUUCUUCCAGCAGAAAUGGAAGGCGAAGGGUUUAUUGCGAAACUACCACGGCGAGCACGUCGUCGAGCGCAAGUGGACGCGCAUGUUUAGUCGCCGUCUGCUGGGUGUCGUCGACAUGGACGCCAAGUACAUGGCCGCCUCUGACGGUUCCGAGAAGGCCGCUGGUAGGGGAUCUGGGAAGGAUGAACGACCGAGAUUUAACGAUAUAGUGGUGAACAAACGCGCAUCGACACCCUACAUGCAGAUGACAUUUGCGCCUAUGGAGAGACGGUUGGAUAUUGCUGUUUUCAGAGCUAUGUUUGCGAGUAGUGCGAGGCAGGCAAGGCAGUUCUGCGUUCACGGUGCUGUGAAAGUCAAUGGCAAGGUGAUGCCAUACCCGGGCUACCGUCUCAACCCCGGCGAUAUGUUUCAAGUAGACCCCGAGCGCGUCCUCCACGCAACCGGCGCCCCGAAAGAUGACCCCAACAAAUCCCGCUACAAGAACAAGCCAAAAAAAUACACCAACGCAAAAGACGUUGAGGCGGCGCCAGAAGCAGAAGAAGCCGAGACAGCAGCCGAAGAACCUGCCGAAUCAGAAGAUCCAGAGCAAGACCCAGACACGACAGACAAGCCAGACGCCCCCCAAAUCAACCUGAAGCCCACGCGAGAACAAAUCAUGGAAGUCAUAUCUCGCGCCAAGAUCAUCACAACAGACGGCGCCAUCAGCUCAACACAAAAACAGCGCCUCCGGUUCUUCAUGAAGAAGAUGCGAGCGCUAGCAGCGCAAACCGGGCGACCGGACAUGACACCAGCCGAGGUAGCAGAGCAGCUAUCGGCACAUCUGUCAGACCUCAGCCUCGCGAUGCCCUCCACGCCCACACCCGCAGCCCCACCCGAAACGAAAGCAUCCUCGCUGUUACCGGCAGACUUCGCCUACGAGCUCAGCCCCGCAGACAUGAAGAAGCUCGAGGCGCGGGUCGCGGAGCACAUGCGCGAGGAGGAGGAGAACCCGCGGGACCGGAGCAAGCCGUACAAGACGCCGUGGCGGCCGCGCGACUGGAUGUCCCCCUUCGCCUUCAUCCCCAAGUACCUCGAGGUCAACCAGAACGUCUGCUCCGCCGUCUACCUCCGCCACCCCGUCGCCAAGGUCGGCCGCGGCGAGGUCCCCACUCCCUUCCCCGAGUACAUCAACCAGCUCGCCUUCAACUGGUAUCUGAGACGGAGGUAGAUGGGCUACGUGUGUGUGUAGCUUUAUCGGGUAGUUAUGAGAUGGCUAGCUGUGGUAGGAAAAACACCGCUUUUUGAUGGAUCGAGGGAUCCGUUUAGGAGCUGCGGGCUCUGUCGUAGGUGAAGAUACAUCUACGGAAAGGGGUUACGGGCAGAAAGGGGCUUCGGGAAUGUCAUGUGCUAUACAAAUGCCCAGAGUAGCCUGAGAUACUGCCUAGCAUAGCCGGUGAUGCUACCUUCCUACUCCUAUGACUGCUCGCCAGGUAGUCUGAUGGAUGAUGGGCCGAAAUUCUUCUCUGUAUAUACCUAGGUACUUAUAUAGAGAUAACAUGUAUGUACAAUACAAUGUAUAUGAUCACCACUAACC